GAUGUACAAACAGUGAAAUUAUUAAAAGCGAAAGAAGGUGGGGGAAAUGUACAAAUCUUAUUGGCAAGCAGAGAGUUGGAAAGAACGUUACGUACGAUUCAUAUUCACCAAAACUCAUUGACUACCAAUUGUCUCAAAGAUAUCGCUGGAAUAAGGGCUGCAUUGGAUGUCCUUUCCACGUAUUUAGGCGACGAUUUUGCUGAAAAUGUUAAGCGUUUUGUUGCCCUUCCAAAGUGCCUUGAAACAGCAAAACACCUGUGUAGUAAUUCAAGUCGAUCUGUUUUGCAGUUAUUUUUAUUGAAACAAUUAGUUCGCCAUGACCCCAAUGGGAUUGAAGCUGUUAAGGAAAGAUGUAAAACAAAGGACCUUAAAUGGAUUAUGCCGCCACAGUCUGAG
Molecule: messenger RNA, 396 nt
Organism: Paramuricea clavata
Lineage: Eukaryota; Metazoa; Cnidaria; Anthozoa; Malacalcyonacea; Plexauridae
Source: the annotation of a GenBank genome assembly